AUGUCGGACAAGUACAACUUUAUAGCGCCGGCAAUAGUCAAGGUGCUUGUUGUCCCCAUUAACAACUGCACCAAGGCCAAUUUCACCCGAUAUUUGCAACUACUCCAUUCCAACGUCAGCGAGGUGCGAUUACUAGACAUCACACCAAAUUCCGACCUACUGCAUUUCAAUCCAGCAUCGUUCCCCAAUGGGAGAAUAUUUAUAGAGUUUACCACCACCACCAUAGAUCAGGAAUCAAUCUUUCUCCAUGACUUUGAACCGUUUCGCAAAACCUUUAUUGUCAUUGCAGUGGGGACAUACUCUGAAGAGUUGAAUGCUCAACAACACUUGGACGCAAUCAAGACGCGAUUCCCCACCACCAUAAUGGCCAAUUCUAUCAUGUUCGACACACCGCUGGUCCAAGUCGAAUCACUAAACAAACUCAACCCGGAUGUGUUUUAUCAUGAUGGAACCACAAACAAACUCACGGCAUUAGAAACAAUAUUUUGUGACAUAUGUGGCAACUUUUUGAACGAAUUGGACAGCUACGCAUCGUCAUUUGCCAAUAUUACAUUGAGAUCGCCAGUGUCAAUCACGGACUCGCACGUUCUCACUAAAGCUAUCAACAAGGCCCAGAAGCGAAUCUCCUUGGGCGGAUCAACAUCAUUCAAAGUCUCAUUCAACGGCAACUCUGCACCAACCUCGAUGGAAACCAAAUCAAAGACACAUUUACGACAUCUUGGUCGCCAGAGGAAGCUCAUGGGUAACUUUUACUUGCUAUCAGGAAAAUACCACGACGCGUUGCAAAGCUUCAUUGAAGGGUUGCAGGCAUUGCGCAAAUGUGACGAUUACUUGUGGUUGGCGAGUGCAUUGGAAGGCAUGGCCGUGAGUAUUGUCUUGCUUCAGUUCAUUGGAUCACAGUAUACGUUACCCAGUCAGAUCUUGUGUCCUAUCCUACAAGUGACCAAGAGUAAAAUGAACUCAUUGUCUGAUCCUACAUUGUCUCCGAGAAAGUCCUCGAUCGAUUCCCAAUCUUCGAAAAUAACCACCAAUUUAUCACCAAGAACAUCGUUUUCGGGUGCAACCAAUGGAUUCACGUUGAAUUCACUCACAUCCACGCCUGAUUUGAACACUGUGGCUCUCCCUGAACUCUUGAAUGUUGUAAUGUCGCGCGCAUUAUCGUUCUAUGAUUUAAGCACGAACGAUUUCGAGGAUAUGGUUCCGGAUAUCGUUUACGUUGAGUCUAUUUUGCGUAAUAUUAGACUCAUGAUUGGGUUUCAUCUAUCUAAUGGAGAAAUGGCAUCUACAGAUUUAGAAAAUAUCAUAAGAGGGAAGAAAACUGAGAGUGCAACUUAUCAAGGUUACUUUUACCGCCUGGACAUCCUUGCUGAAAUCGACAAGAUUUUCCAAUUACAACUCGUGGACUUGCCCAUUAUAGACCAAUGUCGGAUUUACUCAGUGUUGGCGUCCAUGUAUUCUGAUUUAGGGAUGAUGAGGAAACGGGCAUUCAUUUUGCGGACGUUACUAGUGGGACUUCUCCCUGACUUGGAGAAACAACUGAGUACAACCACCCCGGGACAGAUCCAGUCGAUUCGAGAAAUUGUAGAUUUCUUAUUCGUGUUGUAUGGUAUCAAUUCCGAACCAGAAGUCUCUGCCGAAGCUGCCAGUUUCCAAUCACAAAGCAACUGGCCUGCGUUACAAAUCCAGUUCCUCAAGUUAUGUAUGAAGAUUGGGGAAAAUAUCAAUGAUAAAGAGUUUUUGUUGAAGUUGUGUACAUUGUUGUUGACUAGGUAUACCCAUAACUUACCCGAGGAUGAUCAGAUUCGAUUAAAGGAAAAAGUCGAAAGUUUGAUUUUCCAAUCCACCAUUGAUAAGCUAUCACUUAGCGUUCCUUAUUGGGAUCCAUUCAUGGUUCGCCGGGCUAAAUUUGUCAAUUCCAAGCAACGCGAUGAAUUGAUUCCAUUUAAUGAGUAUUUGGAGAAUGGUGUCCUGCAAGAAUCAACCGAUUCGUUCUUUGAUCCGUACCAAAAGACCGUCGAAGUCAGUGUGUUUGAGAAGGACAAGCUAUUGAUCAAGGAUGACGUAAACCAUUUGAAAAUUACCCUUCAGAAUCCGUUUGCGUUUGAAAUUGAAAUCAAUGACUUGGAAAUCGCCACAGAAGGUGAUGUCCAAGUAGAAACCAUCAAAAGUUUAAUCCGUGCUAUAAACCCAUCACCAUCACAACAACAACUGCUCAACAACACAAUUCGAGCAUCAUCCAUGACCAAAGUUCGUGGAUUGACAAAGAAAGCAUCACCCGUUAAUCUGACCCUGCCGAAUAAUUUCUCGAGCUCGUCGUCGCAAACCCUGUCAGUGAUGGUCGUGCCUCCUAAUUCAACCGAACAGUUCUUGGUCGCAUUUAGAGCAUUGCAUGUUGGUCAAUUAAAGAUUAUUGGAUUUAGAGCUUCUAUUGGUCCGUGCAAACCGCAAUUCUUUCCUAUUGUGGACAAGGAACUAUACGCCAAAUCUGUCAAGAUAACUGACCAUUCCAUUUCUGAAGUUCCCAACACCCUUGAUAAAGUAAUUGCUAAUUUAAAAAACGCCUCCAUUGAGUCACGAGCAACCACAAGAAAACUUGUUCUAAAUGUCAUUUCCCGCCAACCAACCUUGACAUUGACUGACACACUGGUUACUAACGGCUGGAUCAUGUUGCUUGAUGGAGAAAAGUUUGAUUUUUCAAUAAGAUUAACCAAUCACUCACCAGUGACAAUCAACUACUUGUCAUUUUCCUUUUGGGAUUCUACUAUUGAACCUUUGAACAAUAAGUUGAAUCUGGCCGGAGUCCAAAACACCUUGGAUGCCGCCGAGAUGUAUGAGAUUGAGUGGGCACUCGUCAAAUUCAAACCAUUCAGAAUCGUUAACAAGGAUGAAAUCGCGGAAAAGUACAAGACAAUUGGACCUGGUGAUGACAUUGAAAUAGAUUACGAAGUUACUGGAAGAAAGGGUAUGGAUUUGCUGAAGAUCAUUUUGGAUUAUGCACACAAGAAUAGUGAUGAUAUCCCCAACAGUUUCGUCAAGCAUAUUCACAUACCGUUGAAUAUCUCCGUCAUGCCAGCCAUUGAAGUUGUAGGGUGUGAUAUCUUGCCCUUGUUUGCGUCUCUGUUGCAAGGUUUGGAUGUUACCUAUCAACACAAUCCUGGCAAUUUGAAUCAGGUGUUGCAGUUUAUCAGUGGAUUGAUUGAGCUGAAGAAAGAUGUUUCCGAUUAUUGUUUGUUCAUUAUAGAUUUGCGGAAUUCAUGGACGGAUAAGUUGAGGAUUAAUUUAAAGUAUUCUGACAGUGUUGAGUUUGAAAUCAAUGAUUCCAUAGUCCCAGAUAAGACUCUGAGAUUCUUGAUCCCUAUUAAACGAAUCAAACCGAAUGAAAUUGACUUUACAAAACCGAUUCCUUCGUUACGUAAUCGACAAUUCGUCAAGAAUUACAAUCUCACUGAGGAAGCAGAGAAAUUAAUGCAGAAAUUAUUUUGGCUUCGGGACCACAUCUUGUUGAAAUUGUCUGGUUCUUGGAGUGGCAGUGAUGAUGCUCGUCAUGGAACUAUAGAUUUACGACCAUUGAGAUUGACAGCCAAGAAUAGCAGUAUACUAGUGUAUGAUAAUAUCUUGAUCAACCAUAGUAUAUGUGAUGAACUGGAUACCCCGCUUGAGAAACAAGGCACCCAGUACUGUUUGCAAGCUGACGAAUUCUACAUAUUGAAAACUACAAUUGUCAAUAAUUCCGAGAGUCCAAUCACGGGAAUUAUCAGACACUUACCCAUCCCGAGAUCCAUAACGAGUUCAAUUCACCCCACUUCUGUCUCGUUUAAAGCGCAAUUGUCAAUUGAUCGGAAGAUCCUCUUUAAUGGGGUGCUACAGAAUAAAAUUAGUGAUGUUCCCUUGCAACCGGGAGCUAAACUCGAAUUGGAACUCAGCUUUGUUAUUAUAGAACGAGGAGAAUUCGAAUGGGCGACGGUAUUGGAGGUGCUUGCUCCCGAGAGCGCACAUUAUGUGGGGCAUGAACCUACGUAUAUAAUGGCAAUCUAA
Messenger RNA from Spathaspora passalidarum NRRL Y-27907, 4035 nucleotides. RefSeq lists its product as uncharacterized. Bases 1 to 4035 code for a protein of 1344 amino acids. NCBI's taxonomy places the organism in Eukaryota, Fungi, Ascomycota, Pichiomycetes, Serinales, Debaryomycetaceae. The record is from RefSeq and is a predicted model, not a curated record. The transcript has a single exon. Gene Ontology annotation, cellular component: trans-Golgi network.